This is a messenger RNA of Polypterus senegalus (gray bichir), 2442 nucleotides long. RefSeq names its product extracellular calcium-sensing receptor-like. Gene Ontology annotation, biological process: G protein-coupled receptor signaling pathway. The transcript has 6 exons. Lineage: Eukaryota; Metazoa; Chordata; Cladistia; Polypteriformes; Polypteridae. The coding region runs from base 16 to 2442 and encodes 808 amino acids. Gene Ontology annotation, cellular component: membrane. The record is from RefSeq and is a predicted model, not a curated record. Gene Ontology annotation, molecular function: G protein-coupled receptor activity.
UCUUCAAAAAUAGUAAUGCAGGAGUUAAUAUUUACAUCUAAGCCUGGGCAAUGGAUAUGCAAAGGUUUUGAAAUUUCGUUAUUUCAGACAGCACAAACAAUGGUUUUUGCUGUCAAUGAAAUAAACAGAGAUCCUAAUCUUCUGCCUAAUAUAACACUAGGCUAUAGACUGUAUGACAACUGCAUGAGGCUUCCAGUGGCACUCAGAGCAGCAGCAACACUGACCUGUGGGAUGGAUGAACGUAUACUGGAUUACCACUGUAGUGGUGUUCCUCCUGUUCUCGCCAUUGUUGGAGAUCCAAUAUCGACACAUUCUAUUGCUAUAUCAAGAAUCUUAAGUCUUUUCCACAUACCCAUGGUCAGCUAUUUUGCUUCCUGCCCUUGCCUGAGUAACAAACAAGAAUAUCCAACGUUCUUUAGAACAAUCCCAAGUGACAAAUUUCAGAUCAAAGUAAUUACAGAAAUCCUUAAACAUUAUGUUUGGACUUGGAUAGGAGUAAUAGCAAGUGAUGAUGAUUAUGGACAAUAUGCUGUGAAGACACUCAGCGAGGAAGUCCAACAUUUUGCUUGCAUUGCUUUUACAGAAACAGUUACAAAUGUUAUGGAGCAGAUGAAAGUCCUUUACAUCACCGACAUUAUUAAACAGUCCACUGCAAAGGUCAUUGUUGUAUUUACCUCUGCAGGGGACUUUACUGCUUUGAUAAAUGAAAUUGUUAAUCAGAAUAUUACUGGUAGACAAUGGAUUGCUACGGAUUCCUGGAGUGAUUCACAGGUUUUGCUAGAAAAGGAUAUUUUCAGAUCAUUCGGUGGGACUUUAGGCAUAUCCUUUCGUAAAGGUGAAAUCAAUGGUCUUCAAAGCUUCCUUUACCAGAUUCAACCAAAUUCUGAUCCAGAUAAUAAUUUAGUUCUAAAGUUUUGGGAAACAAUUUUUGGAUGUCAAUUCCCAGAAAAUCUGCAGAAUUUAACUGGUGAGCCAGAUGCUAAUUUUUGUACCGGUUUGGAAGAUAUCACGACAACAAAUACAGCGUACACUGAUGUUACAGAGUUAAGGGUGUCAUAUAAUAUUUAUAAAGCAGUAUAUGCCAUUGCACAUGCUAUUCAUGAUUUGAUGUUAUGUGAAAAUGGAAAUGGACCAUUUGCAAAUCGAACAUGUGCCAAUAUCAGGGACAUACAACCCUGGCAGGUUUUUCACUAUUUGAAGAAAGUCAAUUUUACAAAUCAUAUGGGAGAAAGAAUAGCUUUUGAUGAAAAUGGAGAUGCCCUUGCAAUUUAUGACAUUGUGAACUGGCAACAAGGUGAAAAUGGAACUAUUAAAGCAAAAAAAGUUGGUUUCUAUGAUCAGUCUCUGAUGGCUGGACAGGAACUUUUCCUUAAUGAAGAGGAAAUCUUUUGGAAUUUUGACACAGCAAAGGUUCCUGAGUCUGUCUGCAGCCAAAAUUGCCAGCCGGGAACAAGAAAAGCCACUAGGAAAGGUGAACCAGUCUGCUGCUUUGACUGCAUGCCCUGUGCUGCUGGUGAAAUCAGCAGUCAGAUUAAUUCUAUCGAAUGCAUCAAGUGCCCCAAUGAAUUCUGGUCAAAUCCUGCAAGAAAUGAAUGUGUUCUGAAAGAAAUUGAAUUUUUAUCCUUUGAAGACACCAUGGGAAUUACAUUAACAACGGUGGCUUUGCUAGGAGUUUUUAUUUCUCUUGGGGUAUUGUUGGUUUUCGUGCACUACAGACAUACCCCCGUAGUCAAAGCCAAUAACUCAGAGCUCAGUUUCCUUUUGCUGGUGUCAUUAACCCUGUGCUUCCUUUGUGCUUUAUGUUUCAUUGGAGAGCCAACAGAUAUAACCUGCAUUCUUCGCCACAUUGUGUUCGGAAUCAGCUUUGUUCUUUCAAUAUCUUGUAUUCUAGUAAAAACUGUUGUUGUUAUAAUGGCAUUUAAAGCCACUCUCCCAGGAAAUAAUGUAAUGAAGUUUUUUGGUGUGACCCAACAGAGAAGUACAGUUUUCCUCUUUACAUUCAUUCAAUCUCUUGUGUGUAUAAUUUGGCUCAGCACAGCUCCACCAAAUCCUGUUAAAAACACGAUGUACCAAAAUGCAAAGAUUAUAUUUGAGUGUGAUGUUGGCUCACUAAUGGGAUUUAGCUGUUUAUUGGGGUACAUUGGAAUACUGACAUGUAUCUCAUUUCUGUUGGCUUUCCUUGCCAGAAACCUUCCAGAUACCUUUAACGAGGCCAAAUUCAUCACUUUUAGCAUGCUUAUAUUUUGUGCAGUUUGGAUAACAUUCAUACCAGCAUAUAUUAGUUCUCCGGGUAAAUAUACAGUAGCUGUGGAAAUAUUUGCUAUUUUGGCAUCAAGUUUUGGGCUUCUGUUUUCGAUAUUUGCUCCAAAAUGUUAUAUUAUUCUAAUAAGACCAGAGUUAAAUACAAAAAAAGCAUUGAUGGGUAGAGAUUCAGAAAAGUAA